AUGUUCCACUCGUUUGAUAGCCGCCGGAGCCCCUCGGUCUCGGCAGCCGCGUCUCCGACUCCGUCCCGGAAGGUUAACCGCUCGUGCCAGGAGUGUACAAGGCGGAAGGUCAAGUGCGACGGCGGCCACCCUUGCGCCAGCUGCCAAUACUAUAAAGUGGCAGACGCAUGCAGCGAAGCAGACGACAUGCUCACUCUUGAGAAGACUUCGGAAAAGCUCCGCGCCCAGUCCCGCGUCCUGCAGGAACUCUUCCCUGACAUCCCCGUGGAUGACCUGGUUGGCAAGAGUCGAGCAGAACUACUCGUCCUGCUACCCCGAGACUCACUCUUUGGUGUGCGUUCCAUCGCUCCACAGCCAGAUCUCUCGCCAGCCGGCGCCAUCUCGGCUGCCGCUGACGAGGACGAGGACGAGGACGAUGGCCCGGACGACUCGACGCAGAUCUCUGAGGGUGGGGAAGCCGCCAACGACAGACGCUGGGAGGAAUCCGCGCAGCAGCCCGCCACCAUCCGCGCCAGCGACGACAUCAACGCCAUCAGCCUGGCAACGGACCAGCACCGCCGUUCCUACCUUGGCGUCACCUCCAUGAGCGCUGUCCUGAGAGCCAUAUUCCGCCUCUGCCCUGCUGCAAAGGAGCAUACCGCCCAGCGCGCAAGGACGUGGAACGAGUCCCAGAACCAGUCCCAGCUGCUGCUGUCACUGUCCCUAAUCAGCCCCGGCGCCGGUCAGAAUCCCCUACGUGAGCAGCGCUGUGUCGACUUCUACUUUGAUCACAUCCACCCCAUCACCCCGAUCCUCAAUGAGGACGACUUCCGGCGAACCCUUGCCACGGGGGACCGCCACGACGGGUCUUGGCAGGCCCUCCUCAACAUGGUCUUCACCCUUGGCUCCAUCGCCUCCGGCAGCGACUCACUGCAUGUGCACUACUACAAACAGGCACGCGCUCACCUCGACCUAGACUCCCUCGGCUCCGGCAAUAUGGAGAGCCUCCAGGCUCUCUGUCUGCUAGGUGGCUACUACCUCCACUACCGCAACUCCCCAAACAUGGCCUAUGCCGUCCUUGGCGCCGCCCACCGCGUCGCGAUAGCUCUAGGCUUGCAUCGAGAACCUGCCCGCAGCCGCGCCGCCGAGCGCGCCGAGAACCAGUCGGAACAAGGCACGCACAUCUCUCGUGCCGAAAAGCGCCGCCGGACCUGGUGGAGCCUCUUCUGCCUAGACACCUGGGCGAGCAUGACCCUGGGCCGUCCGACCUGCGGCCGCUGGGACAGCAGCACCAUGGACGCGCUGCUCCCCACAUCGCUGUUCCCCGAUGACUACGUCGCCGCCUCGCUGCGGGCGAGCUGCUUGUUCUGUCAUAUAUGCGACCGUAUCCAGCACCGCUUCGCUCAGCAUGCCCGCCUGUCCGCCCAAGAAGCCAUGGCCUUCGACCGCGAGCUUAGGGAGUGGUAUGCCUCUCUCCCGGAAUAUCUGAGGAACCCAGCAAAUUCCCCGCCCCGACUGACGGUGGCCCGCGAGUUUAUGCGCAACCGGUACCUAAGCGUGCGACUUAUCCUGUCUCGCUGCUUCCUGCUGUACCUCAUCCACGAUCAUAGCCUCAAGCGCGGCGCCGCUACCAUCUCCGCAGUCAUCGAGCCUUCUCCUGAUGACAUGAUGCUAGUCGACACAUGCCGUUCCGUCGCGUCGGAGGCCAUCGACGCGAUAACUCUCUAUUGGACGCCCAACCGUAUCCAUGUCUGGAACUCGGCAUGGUACCUAUUCCAAGCUUGCAUGGUUCCGUUGCUGUCCAUCGCCAUCGAGACCAACCGCCGCAUCUCGUUCCGCAAGCAACAGCAACACCAACACCAACAGCAAGUACAACAGCAACCGCCGAGUUCACAGCAGCCAACCAUCUGCUCAAUAACAUCCCUAACCAACGCCAGCAUCCCGGCAUCAACGCCAGCCCCUUCUCCAGAAAACGAUACCCUCCUGGCUACCUGGUGCACGAGCCUCACGAAAGCCCUUGAGCUCUUUGCCGAGAUGCGCCCCUGGAUGCGAGCCUCGGACCGCACCCCAGACAUCAUUUCCGCACUCUUUGAGGCCGUCACUGCCGACAUCGAGGGAUCCGGCGCCGGCUCCGCCACGCGCACCCCCUCGGCCACCACGGACAGUGGCAUGGACCUGUUUGGGUGGUGCGACGAGCAGCUGACUGAACUGGACUGGGGCUCGUACCUCAGCGGCGGCGGAGGCGGCGAAGGAGGCAUGCAUCAGGGCAUGUUUGCCUUUUCCUGA
Messenger RNA from Colletotrichum spaethianum, 2265 nucleotides. Its product is annotated as regulatory protein gal4. Gene Ontology annotation, biological process: DNA-templated transcription; positive regulation of transcription from RNA polymerase II promoter by galactose. Lineage: Eukaryota; Fungi; Ascomycota; Sordariomycetes; Glomerellales; Glomerellaceae. The transcript has 3 exons. The record is from RefSeq and is a predicted model, not a curated record. Bases 1 to 2265 code for a protein of 754 amino acids. Gene Ontology annotation, molecular function: RNA polymerase II cis-regulatory region sequence-specific DNA binding; zinc ion binding; DNA-binding transcription factor activity, RNA polymerase II-specific. Gene Ontology annotation, cellular component: nucleus.